GUGCUUGCUAAAAAUUCCCAAAAAGAGAGAUACGACUUAUCUAGUCAAAAUGUCGAAGUGCCUUCAUUUCGGGUUUCUUUUGCUGCACCUAUGUAUAUGGUUACAAAUAUGACCGCGCUAAUUACUGGAAUCAAUUGCCCGUUGGUAGACGCCUUGAGGUUUUCCAGUAAAGAACUUUCACUGGUACAACACUUUGAUACUUGGGCUACAGAUGCAAGGGAUAUUAGACUACGAAAUUCUAGUUUUGUGGACAAUGGUUUGAUACAGGGCAGGAAUUUGUCGUUGAUUUAGGUUGUGCAUCUCUUCCUCCAUAUUCCUUUAAGUUCUACAUCAUAUGCACAUAUACUGUUUGAAGCAAUUAUAAAAGGAUCGAGUUGUUUAUUUGAAAAGUUGUAUGAUUGGGAGCAGUUAGGCAUAGUAGAAUUGGAUGUUGAGUCCUUUGAUAACAUUUAUCUUGAUAAAUGUUUCCGAGUACCUUAUAAUAUUGGAUCGACAUCUUGAUAAUUUUUUUAUGGAGUACGAGCAUGGCAUUAUAGUAAAAGAACUUCAUUAUGCUAAUGACAAGGUGAAAAUCUCCAAAUGUAAUGUGUCACCAAAGUUUGUGUGUGAGGUUUUGGAGCAGAUAGUGGGUAACCGUGUGAUGGAUGUGCGAAGACAAAACCAAUGAACAACGCUAAUCUCUCCUGCUUAUUUGAUAUGCAAUAUUCUCAUGAAAACUCUAGAAAGGCUUUCGCCAACCAACUAUUCUAGUUGGAGUGUGAAUUUGCAAGCUUAUUCUUAUUUCUCAACAGGUUUGGUUGUUUAUCUCACCUUUUUGAAUCUUCCAUUUGAUCCUGGUACACAGAAUAUUCAUCUACUCUAUGGAGCUGUCGAGACUAUGGUUACAAAUAGUAGUUUUCCUUUUACUUAUAUUUUAAUAGUUGCAUUGUGGGUUGAGCAAGUUCAUGGCCUUGGGCUGAAUCAUGUAAGCACUGCAGUGUUGCCAUCUAAAAAUUUUAGUUCCCUAGAGGUUCUCUUAGCACCCAAUCUAGUUAUCCUAGUGCGACAUAUGUGGAUAAAGCAGUGGAAUCCGCUACUUGAAGACAUUGAUCCAAAUAGUGCUGAUAUUAUUGAGCUUGAGAAAGCUAGGUAAUGGAAAGGCCAUAAGAUUAUCCCUUCAGCGAAUUUUAAAUCAUUGUCGAUGAUGCUAGUGGUUAGAUCAAUAGUGACCAUCAUAUUUAGUGAAGGGUAUCGCGUCACGAAAUACUAUGGAGACAGGUACAGUGCCAUGGCAGUGAGAUUAUGUCAAGAACAUGCUUUAGAAAUUUUUAUAUCUAAUCCUGCCAUAUGGGGACUCAAUUUUCAGUUAUUAACUAGACCCCCUACAAAUUUUCAAGUGUCUAUUGCUCUAUUAAAGCCUCAUGAGAAAUGUGCAGCAUUUUUUCGACCGAAACUAAUUGUUGCUAGUGCAAGUGCUUACGCUUGCCUAUUUGAUUAUGCGUGUAACCGCAGGACAUGUAACAAGAAAUUAGAAGGUGUUCUCUUAGCGGACAUGGCACAUAUCAAUGGUUUGGUUGCUGUGGAGGUUAUAUGUUCUCUUUUUGAGUAUGCAACUGUUGAUAAAUGUGCUACACAAUUUAUGGGUGCUCAAGUUUAUGUUUUAGUUGUGUUGGAAAAGAGAUUCUUUGCCUUUGUGGAUUUUGAUAAUGAGCAGCACAUGUUUGUUGAUGAUCCCAUGGAUUGCGCUACUAACACUAUUCUUGACUCGAACCUUAAGGACAAGGUUCUUAUUGAGGACGGGAGUAUUGUUAUGAAUCAACCCAAGCCCAAUGUCGAAACCUGUAGGGAUGUCACACAAGCAACUGUUGGGCUGAGAAAUAAGACCAGAAGAUCCUCACAAAGGUUGAUUUGGGAUCCAGGCCCAAUUAGCAACUGAUUUAAAAGGACUAGCAGUUAGAAAGAAUAGGUUAUGUGUAUUAUGAAGAAACUAUGUGUUCUUCUUAUUCCCUUUCUUAGAGUCUAACUUCUCAUCCCCUUUCUCAAAGUAUAACUUCUCAUCUCCAUUCUUAUCUUUAUCCUUAGUUACUUGUUAUUUCUAAUUUAGUAGUUUAAGUAUUUUCAUUGUAAUUUGGCUGUCAGUGAUUAUAUAAUACUUGAGUAUUUGUGUUGAGAAUUCCAGUUUGUUGCAAGUUCACUGGUGCUCCUAUUUUAUCUAUCAUUCUUUAACUCUCUCA
Molecule: messenger RNA, 2213 nt
Organism: Lycium ferocissimum
Lineage: Eukaryota; Viridiplantae; Streptophyta; Magnoliopsida; Solanales; Solanaceae
Product: serine hydroxymethyltransferase 2, mitochondrial-like
Exons: 2
Coding region: 1181-1915 (244 amino acids)
Biological process (GO): L-serine catabolic process; tetrahydrofolate interconversion; folic acid metabolic process
Cellular component (GO): cytoplasm
Molecular function (GO): pyridoxal phosphate binding; zinc ion binding; cobalt ion binding
Source: RefSeq, a predicted model, not a curated record